Benincasa hispida (wax gourd) is the source of this 669-nucleotide messenger RNA. RefSeq lists its product as uncharacterized. NCBI's taxonomy places the organism in Eukaryota, Viridiplantae, Streptophyta, Magnoliopsida, Cucurbitales, Cucurbitaceae. The record is from RefSeq and is a predicted model, not a curated record.
UCAUCAUGACUCUCGUAUGUGAUGUGGUGGUCUCCAACUGGUGUGGCUUCUUUGACCUAUCUUUGAUGGCAAUAUCUCUAACACAUCCACUGCACUUCGAUGUCCACCCACUUUGCACUCAAUUCCCUGAGCAGGUCCGCCACGUCAUCGACGACCACAAUAAGCUGACCCUCCGCAAUCUCUCCUCUGGGCAAUGCUCUGUUUGCGAAAUUGAUUGUUCUUCUCUCUGGGUCUACAGCUUCAAUGUUUGUGGAGUCAAUAUCCAUCCCAAAUGCCUCCUUAAGCCAUACGGUUCGCCGACGAAAUCUCGCAGGAUACUUCACGCGCACGCGCCGCCGUGGGCGGCGGCUCAUAAACCUAAUGGUUAUCAUGUGAAUCCAAAUGGUUAUGAUGGUGGCCAUUUUUCUUACGGCGGCGUUCCGGCUCCUUGGGGAUUUCCGAAUCAUAAUUUUAGUUAUGCUCCUGGAGCUAAUUAUGGUGGACAUCUACCGUCGCCGCCGAUUUGGGGAUCAAUAUUUGGGGGUGGAAUGUUUGCUCUGGUUCAAAAUUUAGCGGCAGGUGCUAUUAUUGAGUUUAUUUCCGGUUCUGCUGGUGCUUAGUUCUUCUUGCAAUGUUGUUUCAUUGUUCAUCGUCUUCUUAAAUUGAGAAUUUUACCUUUCCAUUAUGUUC